CCAAAACUGAAGUCCAUUAGUGUGCAUUGGACAAUCUGUCCCCAAAAUCGUAAUCGAUUAAAGCUCCCCCUUUGAUGUAGCAGGCGACCAGCGACCCUUCGAUAUCAACUUGUAAUUAUUUGCGCCACUCAGGGAUCAAUCACCACUUCAACCAUCAUCGUCGCAUCUCUUAAACAUAAUAAGACGCAUUUACUGCCCGACUGCUUCUCCGCGCCAACAUCGCCAGCCAUCCGCCGCAUCUCCAUUCCCAUCCCUCCAAACACACAAACACACAGUCAACAGACACAAUGGCGCAAACACCCCAGCAAAGGCGAGCGAACCUCAAGUUCCAGAAGGACCAGGAGGCCCGUCGUGGAAAAUCCGAGGACCAAAUCAAGAAGCGCGUAGAAAAGGCGCCCAAGUCCCCUAUCUCAAUGUUUUGGCUCGUUGUCCUCGGCUUUGUCGUAUUCGGCGGUCUCGUUUUCGAAGUUCUUUCGCGUCUGUUCCUCAACUAAGCACGGGAAUACUAACUACCGUGGUCAUCGCAAAAUGAUCACCAGCCCUUCCAACCCACCGAUUUCAGACAGGCUGUCCAUAACUACGGUUGCUUAGCAGUACGGAGGAAUAAAACGAGCUGUCGAGGGCUGAAGAAUUACACUGAGGCCGAUCAGGAUUGGCCAAUAAACCCGAAGAGCAUGGGGGGAGCUGUCACGAUGACAUCCGCAUAAGCAACAUGGGAGUAGGAGGGUGCAAGAGGAGGAAGAGACAGAAGGGAAAUCUUUUGAGCGCUUGGUUUGAGCGAAAGCGCAUGUAACAGACACACACACAUAUAUAUAUACCACGGGUAAUACGGGCAAUGAAAAAGGAGCCAGGGAACUGAUUUGGAGGUCAUGGAAACAGAACAAAGGGCAUUCUUUCCCCCAUUUUCUGCUAGCAGCAAUUAGCUUGAACUCUUCAAAGCCAAACAUUGUUGCAAACCAACAACAACUGCAAAAGGGAUCGGUCUUGAUUGCGAGUCCCGUGGUGAUUACUUCCAUCAUUGUUAUAGUUUUUUCGAGUUAUGCUCACGAAUGUCAGCAGCUGCUGCUGCGAACAGCAUCCCCCCACACCCCAACAGGGCAUCAUCAUCGUCGACUGCCCGCCUUAUGCACCCAAGCCGCGUCGCUGACCACCCGUCUCGAACUUCUGGUGAAUGCCAGCCUUGAACUGCUGCUCAAGCUCCUGAGACACUUGAUUGACAUCGAACGUCUUCUUCGCUGCCGCAGCGGCGGCGGCACCGUCGGCAGCAAGCUUCUUGCCGCCGAGCAACCUCAUCAUCUUGGACUGGCGAGAUGCGCCACCGUCGAGCGCGUUGACGUUCCAGUUGGCUGCGAGUACUGCGGCGGGGUUGGGGAUUGUGGUGGUGGUAGCGGCCAAAGUAGCUGUCGAUCCUUUGGCCUCUGUAGUCUUGGUCUCGUCUCCC
This is a messenger RNA of Neurospora crassa OR74A, 1441 nucleotides long. RefSeq lists its product as hypothetical. The coding region runs from base 288 to 494 and encodes 68 amino acids. NCBI's taxonomy places the organism in Eukaryota, Fungi, Ascomycota, Sordariomycetes, Sordariales, Sordariaceae. The record is from RefSeq and is a predicted model, not a curated record. The transcript has 3 exons. Gene Ontology annotation, cellular component: endoplasmic reticulum.